Molecule: messenger RNA, 333 nt
Organism: Mycena citricolor
Lineage: Eukaryota; Fungi; Basidiomycota; Agaricomycetes; Agaricales; Mycenaceae
Source: the annotation of a GenBank genome assembly
AUGUACUGUUCUAGCUCGCUCAACAACAAAUGUGGUCGAGCUGUGAACCUAGUGAACACCGCAGAGUGGUUCCAGCUGCUGGGUGAUGUAUUAGCAGGCAAGAUGGACUACUUAUUCAAUGUCAAGACCAACUCACCUGUAUCUGCUGAGCCACCGGAAGGCUUUGUUCCCAAGCCUCUUUGUCCAGAGAACAUUUACGGCACCAAUGAGAGAGGUUUCUUCCCGGUGAUAGGCUGGCUACCAGACGCACUCUGCACCAGCUCUGUAAAGGCGUAUUUUUGCGCUUUUACAGAGUUUACUCUGGAACCACUCAGAGUAUCAUGUCGCGGUUGA